This is a messenger RNA of Haplochromis burtoni (Burton's mouthbrooder), 2136 nucleotides long. RefSeq names its product endonuclease domain-containing 1 protein. The record is from RefSeq and is a predicted model, not a curated record. The transcript has 2 exons. NCBI's taxonomy places the organism in Eukaryota, Metazoa, Chordata, Actinopteri, Cichliformes, Cichlidae. The coding region runs from base 853 to 1743 and encodes 296 amino acids. Gene Ontology annotation, molecular function: nucleic acid binding; metal ion binding; hydrolase activity.
AAUACAAGUAAAAAGAAAAGAAAACUGUAGGCUGUUGUGUGCUGAUCUCAGAGGUCAGUUUGCAUCUGUUUUCAGAUUUUAUUCAGUCUACCUACUUGUAUUUUUGCUAAAAUGUCAGUAUAAUUCUUGUAUUUUAUCAUGCCCCUCAAUGCAAUACAGCAUAAAAAAUAAAACUAAUAACUGAAAUAUGUUGUAUUGUCAUAAAGCUGUCCAGCAGUAUAUAAACACAAUCAUCUUCAGCUGCAAAAUUAAAGCAAUAAAGACUCUAAUUAAUCAAUAAUAUAACAAUUAUGACCCCACAUAAAGAGUAUUAUUAGAUAUUGAUGAUAAAAAUGUUUUUUUUUACUUUAGUAGGAUUAAGUAGAAUUUUACCCAGAUACAGAGCGUAAAUACUUGUUUUUCCAUUUUUUCACUGUUUUUUUUUUUUUUACAACAGUUACUCAUUAGUCUACAAAAGGCGUGUAAGUGUGCAAUAAAGUGCAAUGCCACUUUUCACAUUUCACCUAAAUUCAUGCAUAGAGCUGCAUAUGAGCCUGAAUUUCAGACCACUGUCAUCAAUUUCUUAAAACUAUAUUUCUCCCUUUAUUUCAUAGAGAAUCCUUGUAAAUCUAACCACAUGUUUAGGAUGCCUACAAGUCUUCCACUUGAAAAAUGUUCUUUCGGCUUUGCUGUGCCUGUUAAUUGGUACCUUUUUAAACAUGGUAGUGGAUCGUUUGCCUGCUGAAAGGAGAACAAGAUAAGGAUUUGCAUAAUAUGCCUGAUAUGGAAAGAGCCACAAGACAGGCAAAAAGCACACAGCGGUAGAGUCUUUCAUGGGGAUUAAAUGCACUGUGGAGAAAUAGAUGUUUCAUCAUGUCUGUCUACAGAACAGAUCAAGCUUUCAUCUGUCUUCUGAUUGUCGUGAUGGUAGGAGGCGAGGUGCAGGAAAGCCUUUCAUCCGAGUGUAAGCAAUUUUUGUAUAUGGGGACGCUGCUUCGAGGGCUUCAAGAGCAGUCGUUUAAAAAGAUUUGCCAGUUCUAUGGGGGUAAGCCACGAUUUGUAACCCUCUACGACACCUUCAACCACAUCCCUAUUUAUUCUGCCUACACCUUCAAGCGCUCAGACGGCUCCAAGAAAGUGGACGUGCCUUGGAUGUAUGAGCCGCAGCUCUCCUCAGUGUCCGGCCCCAGAGACAUGCAGCAGCUGCCUUCAGAAAAUGUGCACGGGAGUUUUGAGGAUGCUCAGGCUGUGCUUGAGGACUACUCCGACACUGUGAUCUACGAACGCGGUCAGCUCAAUCCAGACGAGCACCAGGCCGACCCUGACGACAAAGCAGCCACCUACACGUUGACAAAUGUGGUUCCUCAGGCUCGUGAGUUCAACAUUGGUCCAUGGAAACAACACGAGAACACUAUCCGCAGGAGGCUCAACAACUACUGCAGGGGCACCGCCUAUGUGGUCACCGGGGUCACCACGUCGGGCCACACAAUCCGCCGUCACAACAUCAACCGUGUGGGCAUCCCUACCUACCUGUGGUCAGCCUACUGUUGCCCUGAUUAUGACCACAAUGCUCCGUACUCCGAGCGCUCCAAGUUCCCUGCGUUUGCAUCUCGUGGGCUCAACGACAGAGAAAAUAAUAAAGUUAUAGAGAUGACGGUGCAGCAGCUGGAGGAUUUCCUGAAGAGAGUAACUUAUGUUGACAGCUCUUUCCAGAUAUUCUAUGACAACUGCCUGCCUCCUAAUGGUGCACCACAUUUGUCUUAAAAAAAUUUAUUACAUUUCCAUUAGUGUGUAAAACAAUCAAAAUGUUUGUUCAUCUUCACAUUAUCUCUGGCAAACCCAUGCUCCUUAUAAAUUAAAACUACACCUGCCUCUGUAGGCCUUUUGUUCAGGACAGAGAUUAGACCAGCUGUUUUACAUUUUCUCGUACACCUUAACUACAGCACUUCUCUGCACCUCAGUUUGCACUAGUUCUACAGCCUUAGAAGAGCAUUUCUACAUUUUGGGAAAAGUACUCGCUGCUAAUUGCUCUGACAUUUGGAUUUUAAACUGUACCAUUAAAUGUGAACUACACACAAAAGAAACCACAUUAUGGCCAUUUAAUUUGAAUAUAAAAAUAAAAUCCUCUUUCUGUCUGCUACUCUAUUUGUUUGUGAC